This is a messenger RNA of Pararge aegeria (speckled wood butterfly), 1348 nucleotides long. RefSeq names its product WD repeat domain phosphoinositide-interacting protein 3. Gene Ontology annotation, molecular function: phosphatidylinositol-3-phosphate binding; protein binding; phosphatidylinositol-3,5-bisphosphate binding. The coding region runs from base 68 to 1114 and encodes 348 amino acids. Gene Ontology annotation, biological process: nucleophagy; protein localization to phagophore assembly site; autophagy of mitochondrion. The record is from RefSeq and is a predicted model, not a curated record. The transcript is spliced from 6 exons. Gene Ontology annotation, cellular component: cytosol; phagophore assembly site membrane; extrinsic component of membrane. NCBI's taxonomy places the organism in Eukaryota, Metazoa, Arthropoda, Insecta, Lepidoptera, Nymphalidae.
CGCAAAGUCCAACUAUGGUUUUAUAAUUAUUUACUUGUUAUUUUACGGCAAAAUUUACUAAUUAACCAUGAAUUUGUCCGAGGAAAGCAGUUUUUCGAACGGCCUCCUUUACGUGGGCUUCAAUCAAGAUCAAGGUUGUUUCGCAUGUGGAACGGAAAAUGGAUUUAGGGUUUUUAACAGUGAUCCACUUAAGGAAAAGGAGAGACAAAACUUCGCGGAAGGUGGACUGUCUUAUGUCGAAAUGUUGUUUAGAUGUAAUUACAUGGCACUGGUUGGCGGGGGAAAGACGCCCGUGUACCCUCCAAACAGAGUGAUCAUAUGGGACGACCUUAAAAAGGAUUCGGCUAUAUCACUAGACUUCAAUAGUCCAGUGAAGGCUGUUAAAUUGAGGAGAGAUCGCAUUGUUGUUGUUUUGGAGAAUUUGAUUAAAGUUUACACUUUCACCGCACAGCCUCAACUACUCCAUGUAUUUGAGACAUGCCAGAACUCUAGAGGCCUGUGUGUGGUUUGUCCAAACAGUAACAAUGCCCUACUUGCCUAUCCAAGCAGAAAAACUGGGCAUGUUCAGCUGGUUGAGUUAACAAGUCUCGCUGGAACAAGUGCAGCCCCGGAAGGUCAUCUCAUAGCAGCUCACGAAGCACCAUUAUGCUGCUUGGCACUCAACGUUGGUGGCACAAGAUUGGCCACAGCAUCAUCAAAAGGCACUCUAAUCAGAGUAUUUGACACAAACACUGGGCAAAAGUUGGCAGAGUUAAGAAGAGGAGCACAUCAGGCAACAAUAUAUUGCAUCAACUUUAAUCACACAAGUACAAACCUAUGUGUGACAUCAGACCACGGCACAGUUCACAUAUUCAGUCUAGAAGACGAGAAGUUAAAUAAACAAUCCAGCCUAUCCACGGUUAACUUCUUACCAAAAUACUUCUCAAGUAACUGGAGUUUUUGUAAAUUCACCAUACCCAAUGGACCACCUUGUAUUUGCGCUUUCGGUGUGGAUAAAAGUUCGAUAAUUGUUGUUUGUGCCGACGGAUCAUACUACAAAUAUAAAUUUAACGAAAAGGGUGAAUGCACCAGAGACGUCUACGCGCAAUUCUUGGAAACGUCAGAGGACAGAUAAGUGUUUUCCAGUCCGUAUAUGUGGAAAUAACCUACUACGAAGAAAUUAGUAUGUUCGUAUUACAGUAUGGCCACAUGUGCAACGCGUCACGACACAAAAAUUGACGUCACGCAAGUUGAGUCAAAUACAAUGUUUCAGUGUUGUAUGCUCAAAUGCCCAGAAAUACAACACUACAAGCGCAAGCAGUUCUGGGCAUAAACAAUUCUCCGCUUACAUAUGACACAACAUUUGUGA